AUGGCGGAACCCUCCGACGCGGCGGCGGCAGCCGUAUCUGCGCGGCUCCUGGAGCUCGCGGCCGACGACGACUCCGCUGCGCUCGGGGACCUCCUCGCGGCACACCCGUCGCUUGCUGACGAGCCUUCGCCGUGGUACUCCCCGGCGCGCGGCGCGGAGCCUAUGACCCCGCUCAUGGUCGCGGCGGCGUACGGGUCAGUGGCCUGCAUCGAUGUCCUACUCUCGCCGCCCCACCUGGCCGACCCCAACCGCGCCUCACCGUCGUCUCUCUCCACCGCGCUCCACCUCGCCGCCGGCGGCGGCGCCUCCACUGCGCCGGCUGCGGUAUCCCGUCUCCUAGCUGCUGGCGCCGACCCCACGCUGCUCGACCACCUCCAUCGCCGGCCGUCGGACCUCGUCGCCCUCCCACCCAACUCGCUCCCGCUCAAGAACCACCUCCUCUCCCUCCUCGGAGGGCGCAAGGAGUGGCCGCCGGAUCCCUCCCUCCCCGACAUCAAGAACGGCGCCUACGCCUCCGACGACUUCCGCAUGUACUCCUUCAAGGUGCGCGCGUGCUCGCGCGCCUACUCCCACGACUGGACCGAGUGCCCCUUCGUCCACCCCGGCGAGAACGCGCGGCGGCGGGACCCGCGCAAGUACCACUACAGCUGCGUGCCCUGCCCGGAGUUCAAGAAGGGGGCGGGGUGCCGGAGGGGCGACAUGUGCGAGUACGCGCACGGGGUGUUCGAGAGCUGGCUCCACCCGGCGCAGUACCGGACGCGGCUCUGCAAGGACGGCGUCGGCUGCGCGCGGCGCGUCUGCUUCUUCGCGCACACGCCUGAGGAGCUCCGCCCACUGUAUGUGUCGUCGGCGGGGUCGCGCAGCGCGAUGGAGAUGGCAGCGGCGAUGGGAAUGGGGCUGCCGUCGCCGGGUGCGUCGUUCACGCCGCCGCUCUCGCCUUCCGGCGGGGGGAGCGGCGUGGCCGGCGCGUGGCCGCAGCCCAACGUGCCCGCGCUGUGCCUCCCCGGGAGCGCGGGGAACCUUCACCUGAGCCGGCUGCGCACUUCGCUGAGCGCGCGCAGCAUGGCUGUGGACGAGCUGCUCGCCUCAGCGGAUUACGACGGGCUCGUCGUGUCGCCAGCCUCUGUGCGGUCAGCGAGGGGAAAGACGCUCGUACCGUCCAAUCUUGACGAUCUGUUCUCCGCGGAGAUGGCAGGCGCCGCGCCAUCUCAGUCGCCUCGGUACGCAGACCAGGGCGGCUCAGCUUUCUCGCCGACGCGUAAGGCCGCCAUGCUGAACCAGUUUCAGCAGCAGCAGAGUUUGCUGUCUCCUCGGGCCACAGUUAUCCCUGAGCCAGUGUCUCCGAUGAGCUCCAGGCUGCUCGCGGCCCUUGCGCAGCGGGAGAAGAUGCAGCAGCAGACGCUGAGAAGCAUGAGCUCUCGUGACCUUGUCUCCGGCGCCUCCGUCCUGGUUGGCUCACCGGUUACGUCCAGCUGGUCCAAAUGGGGAAUCCCCUCGAGCACACCAGAUUGGGGUGCUGACGACGAGGAACUUGGCCGCCUCAAGCGAUCCUCGUCCUUUGAGCUUCGGAGUGGUGCCAACGGUGAUGAGCCGGACCUCUCAUGGGUCAAUACCCUCGUGAAGGAGCCAUCGCCAGAGAAGCCAUCCAUCAACCGGACAACGGCAAAGGAGUCCAUUGCUUCUUUGAGUCAGGCCGCAAGUCAUGAGGAUAUCGGCGGUGAGGAUGACACUGCCGGGGUCAUCGGUGGCUGGCUUGAACAGCUCCAGCUGGAUGAGAUGGUAGUCUAG
Messenger RNA from Miscanthus lutarioriparius, 1788 nucleotides. The record is from the annotation of a GenBank genome assembly. Lineage: Eukaryota; Viridiplantae; Streptophyta; Magnoliopsida; Poales; Poaceae.